This is a messenger RNA of Suillus subalutaceus, 2461 nucleotides long. RefSeq lists its product as uncharacterized. The record is from RefSeq and is a predicted model, not a curated record. The coding region runs from base 369 to 2066 and encodes 565 amino acids. Lineage: Eukaryota; Fungi; Basidiomycota; Agaricomycetes; Boletales; Suillaceae. The transcript has 3 exons.
GUUUAGAACUUUCGGGAGCAAGGCAUGCAACUUUUGAUUAACUAUGCCAGCCUACCUAGGUGGCAAAACCGAGUUCUAGACAGAACCCCUCCUAUGAGUCAUAGCGUGAGUAUUGAAUCUUGUCCCAGCCGCGGGGGAAGUUUUUCUGAUUCUGAUCUAGACUCCACAGUUGCCCCACUGCCAAGGCGUUUCAAGCUACGAAAAAUUGCACUCACCGAUCAGUAUUCCCCGAUACACGGAGGCCAAGCAACAUGUUGCCACCUGCCUAAGUACCGAAGGGGGUCUUAUCGUUGUUCACACGAAGCACUAGUACCAAUGAGUGGAAGCCAAGUAGAGCCAAGCAAGCCAAGUGUGUGACAUCCGUGACAAUGGAUCACGUUGUCUCUUGGAACUUGUUCAUGAUGCCGCAUACACGGCACGAAUGGCUCGCCAUCUUCUUCACCGUUAUCUUUCAGCUCUGUCCUGCCAUGGCCCAGAACGACAGCAGUGGUUAUGAAAGUGACCCUAUUCUACAGUUUAGACCCGCCUUCGUCGAGUCCUUACCAGUUCAGAUCCUCCUGACAGGCGUGGUCCUCACGCUUGUCGUCGUUCUCCUUCUUCACCUGCUUUUUACCGCUCAGUAUCACUGGCCCCUAGCUCGUGUCAAUUAUAUGCUGCAGCUCACGGCGGUGGUGACUUUGCUCGCUUCUAUCACCGCUACUCUCUAUGUCGUGUUCUCCUCCAAUAUAGAGGAAAGCCAACAUUGGCCAUACAUGUUGAGCUAUCUGGCUGUGGACAUGCCAAGGUUUGGCAACAAUAUUACGGCAAAUUCCACUGAUCCUACUGUGGUAUAUGCACACCAAUGGACACUUGCCGAGAGUGCUACGUGGACCGUAAUGAAUGCGACUACAUCCGUGAUUAUACAGAUUACCCACAUUCAUUUUUUGACCUUACUGUUUCCCUCAAACCUGGAGGCAAGACUCAUCUUUGGCCUGCUUGGUCCAUUGGCCAUCAUCUCUGCUGUAAUGCAACUGCUCCCGGUCUUCUACGGGUUGAGCUCGAUACCACUCGCGGAGGACACCCGGAACGUGUGCAAUGCAGCUUUGUCGUUGCUAUUCACUUCUGCACUAAUAAUCUGGGGCUUUUUUGUUAACCGGCAGGCGGCAUGGCGCACCGAUGGCGGGACAGCAGCCUUCGGUGCUGGCGCAAUCGUUCUCGCUCUCAUAUCCACCACACUCAAUUUCCUCUACAUACCGAGUCAAGACCAGUAUGCAUGGAUGCCAAAACUUAUGUGGAGUGUGGUCAUGUGGCAAAGUUUCCUUGGAUGGUGGUGGUGGGUUGGUUCCGGGAUGGGCGUCGGCGAGGUAGAAGAGUUACUGGUGAAGGAGGCGAAACGUGAAAGAAAGAGGAAACUGAAAGCACAGAAGAGGAAGGAGCAACGGGAGAAGGCCAAGACCAUGUGGAAAGGUGUCACCGGUGCAUUCACAACGAAGCGCGACCACUCUGAUAGCCGGGAUUCCAGCGAGGGGCACCAAGGACUUGAUAAUUCCGAAUCGCUGAAUGCUCUCGCUUCUAGCAAUGUCCUAUCGACUGCAGGUUCGAUGACAGAUAGGUCGUCAGGGGACAUACUCCCUCUACAAUUUGUAAACAGAUGGUACGCACGCUUGCGCCAUGCACACCUUACCGCGGCGAGAAUACAAGCUGUCGAGCGCGUAGAGCGCAUACACCAAGUGUUCGGCCGUGAAGAGACCCGAAAUUCGAUGCGGGAACCUGGUUCCCAGGUCGUCGGAUGGGGACUGGGUAGCUAUGGACUGCGGGGCGUAGAGCGGGAUCGCAGAGAAGGGCAGGAGCUACAAAUCAGGAUUGAAGUGGACGAUGCCAGAGAUAAUCCAGCCACAAUCGCAGAACCAGAAUUACUGUCACAGGACCAGUCCUUUCGGCGCCGUGGCCACCAACCUGAACUUCGGCCCUCACAACAUGCUCCACCGGCGGCGCCAGAGACGGACCUUGGAUUUGGAUGGACAUCAUUCUGGUGGUGGGAACCUCUCCGGCGGUGGCGUUUACGGGACUCGACGGCUUACAGGUGAGGCGAGCAAUUUGGUGCGAGAGGACGACAAUGUUAGAGAUGCUGUAUGAUCUAAUGCGACGUGUAUCCCGUGCUUCUGAUGUUUGCUGUUGACAUUAAUGUUCUUGGACCCCUACAGCUACGCCGUUACACCAACCACAUUUUAGGCACUUGAUGUUGAAUCUACAACUCACAGACCGUAAAAAUCUACCCUCAGCACAAGUUCCAUUGUGCCGUGGGCUAUACCUUUCCUUAUUAUUGUUAUGGCAUACUUCACCAAUACCUCGUGUACAAUAUCGACUUCCUGUAGAAUAUUUCGAUCCGUAUUGUUCGCUUUGGAGUCCCAUCUUAUUGUAUCGAUAACUGAUCGAAGCUGCCAGAUUAUUAGGAUAUCUCUGAUGAAAUUUAGGGUAAGCG